Molecule: messenger RNA, 1998 nt
Organism: Ahaetulla prasina
Lineage: Eukaryota; Metazoa; Chordata; Lepidosauria; Squamata; Colubridae
Product: interleukin-13 receptor subunit alpha-1-like
Exons: 10
Coding region: 270-1646 (458 amino acids)
Biological process (GO): cytokine-mediated signaling pathway
Cellular component (GO): membrane; external side of plasma membrane
Molecular function (GO): protein binding; cytokine receptor activity
Source: RefSeq, a predicted model, not a curated record
UCGAGUCUCUGCCCUCAGGUGCCCUGCUGGGGAUGAUGGGACUUGGAGGGCACCCAAUUAGGAAGGGGCACCCGGUUCUUCCCUGCCCCUCCUCCCCAGAAGCAGGGGAGGGAAGGAGCCUCCCCUCCAGCAGCGAAUAAACACCGCUCCCUCCCUUGCCCUGGCACAACGGGGGCAAGGCCCUGGUCAGCGGUGCCCAAGUCAGCUCUUGCCAAGGCCUCCCCAGGCUGCGGACUGGCAGGCGACCUUCCCAGGCGGUGCAGCUCAACAUGGAGCCGGCUACACCCAAGAGAGGCUUCAGCUUCACCUUGACAACAGUUACAGGGGCCUUCUCCACCCUGCCUUCCCCCCCCAACAUCAGCUACGUCUUCGAUGAGAGCAGCUGCAUCUUGAGCGUCCGGUGGGAUCCAGUCAGGCUCCCCCCCGGGAAUCCCUGUGGGGAGAUGUAUUACACUGGCCUCUUCAAUGGCAAAACGUGGAUCCAAGAGAACUGGAGUGACGUCCUGUCCAAGAAAAUGGCGGUCCUUCUAGGGAAAAACAUGACUUUUGGGCUACGAACAGCUUGUAGGAACAACAGCGAUGAAGGAGAAUUGUUUAAGAUCCCUCUGGAGCAGAACGGGACCCCAGAGACAGGAGCUACCAAUGUCAGCUGCAUUUGUCAUAACAUGGAAUGGAUGGCUUGUUCGUGGAAGCGAGGAAGGCGAGCGCCUCUGGACACCAGCUACAACCUCUCCUUCUGGCACGAUAACCUGGAAGAAUGGCAGCGGUGCACAAAUCGCAGCGUCGAUGGAGACACCUUCCGAUGUGUUUUUCCGAUCAACUGUUCCGGAGAACGCACCCUGGUUCUCUCUGUCCGAAGCGGCUCUAAAGACAUCCAGCCGGUGUGCGUGCUUACGAAGGAAGGUACAGAAAAGUCUGAUUAUCCAAUAAAACUUAAUCCACCAUCAAACCUGAAAAUCGUGGAGGGCAAUAAUGUUCGUUUUCUCACAUGGCAUGCUCCCAGCUCCUGGAGUGGCAUAUGCUAUAAUAUUGAAAAGAAUGGCGUUAGGAAUGAGUCUUAUGAAGACGACACCAAAGUCACCAUCACCCUUGAGGCCAAGAAGUAUCACACGCUCAGAGUGAGGGCUGUGCUGGGCGCGAUUGGCAGGAACUGCAAAGAAGUCCGAGGCCUCUGGAGUGAAUGGAGCGAGGCCAUAUACUGGGAUGAUCGGGACAAGUUUGAAAUAUUGGACAUUGUUCUGUUUGUCACGAUUCCAUUAUGCGCUGCAGUCCUGACCAUUGUUCUCCUCAUUUACCUGAAGAGGAUUCAGCUGUUGAUCUUCCCAAAAAUUCCUGACCCUGAAAAAGUUCUAAAACGAAUAUUUGAAGAUCAGAGAGAAGAGUAUCUACCUGUUGAAUAUCCAUCCGAAUUCAUCAAACCCGAUACAAUCAGUAGAAACAGACUACAGGAUGAGCUAGCCAAGGGAAACCCUGGGCUUCUACUCGCAACGCUACAGGAAAUGAGAAAGUCAGGUUGCUGUCUUUAUAUCAAACGACUUCUGAAUGUAAACCAAGCAAGCCCAAGGCUGCAGGACAAAGACUCAUCUCAAGAGGUGAUGGGUGGCCUCUUGGAGAAGGACCUUUGCACGCAUUCGCUUAUUCAUUGAACACACCUUGAUGGAUCCAGCAAAUGCAGACAGGAGAAGUGGAAAUUCACUCUUCACCUGACAAUUUUCCCUUUGUCCCCAAAGUUAUCAAAAACUGAAUAUCAAGCCGCACGGUAGCUUCUGUGAAGUAACAUUGGCUCUAAAGGACUGGUGUUUUUAUACACAUGUGCCAGUUCACCAGCAACACAGUUAUCUGCAAUCAAAACUGGCAAAGCUUUUAGCCCUACACAAACGGUGUGAUAGUGAUAGCAACCUGACCCCCAUCAGGACGAAUCCACAAUUUCUCAAGAGGAGGCAAAAUGGCAGACAAAACUGGUGAUGCUUGCAUCCAUUAUUAUUAUUAUUAUUAUUA